Pecten maximus is the source of this 1185-nucleotide messenger RNA. RefSeq lists its product as uncharacterized. Lineage: Eukaryota; Metazoa; Mollusca; Bivalvia; Pectinida; Pectinidae. Bases 1 to 1185 code for a protein of 394 amino acids. The transcript has 2 exons. The record is from RefSeq and is a predicted model, not a curated record.
AUGACGGUCAAGCAGAGGAUGGCGUUUGGAAAAUGGCACGAGGAUAAAAUAAAUAGCGGUGAACUAUUUGAUUUCGAAAAAGAGAUGAUAGAUUACUGCAGGAGUGACGUAGAUAUCCUGAAACAGGCGUGUCUCACCUUUCGCAAAAUGCUGAUGAAAAUCACUGGAAAUUUUGAUUUAGAAUUAGACGAAGAAGGACAGAUGAAUGAAACACUCACAGAGGGUUUGGACCCCUUUAAUGACACCACGAUUGCAGGUGUGUGUACCAAAGUCUUCAGAACGAAAUUUCUCGAAGAAACAUGGAAAGUAAAACUGCGCCAAGGUGACCAACUCACUGAUUGGAUAGAGGCAUCAAAAUUGAAUGGUAAUCUACGAGUAUUCCAAGACGGUGAAUGGCAGAGCGGUAAACAAUUACAAGAGAGAGACUAUGUCAUAGAGGAGUCCCGAUUCGUCAUGUCUAAAAUAGCACAGAUUCCGUCUAAUGGCUACAACUGUGUAGACCAAUACAGUAAAAUAUCGAUACAGUGGAUGGAAUGGCUCAUGGAAAAGAAGAGACGUCAGGGGGAACAUUGUCAUAUAAGACAUGCCCUCAAUGGAGGAGAAGUACAAUUAAAGGGAACAAAGUAUAGAUUGGAUGGUUAUGAAGCUCCCAGCGAGGCCCAUCCUGGAGGGACAGCAUACGAAUUUUUGGGAUGUUUAUGGCUUGGGUGUCCACAGUGUUAUCCCAAUAGGAGUCUACAAAUGCCUAGAACUCGACAGUCUGUGAAUCAGCUCUACGAACAGACAGCCAAAAAAAGAAGGUUUAUAGGCUCGCUAGGAAUGAGGUAUGUGGCAAUCUGGGAACAUCAGUUCACAAAGCUACUCAGAGUGAAUAGCGAAGCCUCUACAUUUGUGGAAAACUUGGACAUACAGGGAAGAUUAGAUCCUCGUGAUGCUUUCUUUCGAGGAAGAACAAAUGCAAUUAAACUCAAACACUCUGUUGCCCAAGGUGAAAAAAUCCAUUACGUACAUGUAGACUUUACGUCAUUGUACCCUUUUGUCAACAAGUAUACAAAGUACCCCGUCGGUCACCCACGCAUCAUAACGAACGAUUUCAAAGAUAUGACGGAGAAUUUUGGAAUAGCAAAAGUGAAAGUUUUAGCUCCAAGACAUUUAUUUCACCCUGUGCUUCCUCAGAGAAUGUGA